Messenger RNA from Cydia amplana, 1839 nucleotides. It is a transcript of the gene CCT6, whose product is annotated as T-complex protein 1 subunit zeta. Lineage: Eukaryota; Metazoa; Arthropoda; Insecta; Lepidoptera; Tortricidae. Gene Ontology annotation, cellular component: chaperonin-containing T-complex. The coding region runs from base 41 to 1636 and encodes 531 amino acids. Gene Ontology annotation, biological process: protein folding. The transcript has 6 exons. Gene Ontology annotation, molecular function: ATP binding; ATP hydrolysis activity; ATP-dependent protein folding chaperone. The record is from RefSeq and is a predicted model, not a curated record.
UGCCGAAUUUCUUUGAAGUAUUUAGUUAAUAACUGCAGAUAUGGCUGCUAUCAGUUUGUUAAAUCCUAAAGCUGAAUUCGCAAGGGCGGCCCAAGCUUUAGCCGUAAACAUAUCAGCCGCAAAAGGUAUCCAAGAUGUCAUGAAAACUAACCUCGGCCCUAAGGGAACAAUGAAAAUGUUGGUAUCAGGCGCCGGAGACAUCAAGAUCACAAAGGAUGGCAAUGUGCUGCUCCACGAGAUGCAGAUCCAGCACCCGACAGCGUCGCUGAUUGCGCGCGCCUCGACCGCACAGGACGACGCUACGGGCGACGGCACCACAUCCACCGUGCUGCUCAUCGGGGAACUGUUGAAGCAAGCUGACAUUUAUAUUAGUGAAGGUCUCCACCCUAGGAUCCUAACAGAAGGUUUUGAUGUUGCUCGCAAUAAGGCUCUGGAAAUUUUAGAAAACAUGAAGGUCCCCAUUGAGAUCAAGCGUGAAAACUUGCUGGAUGUUGUCCGCACAUCCUUGAAGACUAAGGUGCACGCCAGUCUCGCUGAAGUGUUGACGGACGCGUGCGUGGACGCGGUGCUGGCCAUCCGCACGCCCGGCAAGCCCGUCGACCUGCACAUGGUGGAGCUCAUGGAGAUGCAGCACAAGACCGCCACCGAGACCACACUCGUCAGAGGUCUCGUGUUAGACCACGGCGCGCGCCACCCGGACAUGCCCAAGCGCGUGGAGAACGCCUACAUCCUCACCUGCAACGUGUCGCUGGAGUACGAGAAGACCGAGGUCAACUCCGGCUUCUUCUACAAGUCGGCCGAGGAACGCGAGAAGCUGGUCGCCGCAGAGAGGGACUUCAUCGACCAGAGGGUCCAGAAGAUUAUCGCCCUAAAGAAGAAAGUAUGCGACGGCACGGACAAGACGUUCGUCGUCAUCAACCAGAAGGGCGUGGACCCGCUGUCGCUCGACGCCUUCGCCAAGGAGGGCAUCGUGGCGCUCCGCCGCGCCAAGCGCCGCAACAUGGAGCGCCUCGCGCUCGCGUGCGGCGGCCAGGCCAUGAACUCCGUCGACGACCUGCAGGAGGAACACCUUGGCUACGCCGGGCUCGUCUACGAACACAUCCUCGGUGAAAACAAGUUCACCUUCGUCGAGGAGUGCAAGAACCCGCUAUCCGUCACCAUCCUCAUCAAGGGACCGAAUAAGCACACGCUGUCUCAAAUCAAGGAUGCUAUCCGCGACGGUCUCCGAGCUAUCAACAACACUAUUGAAGACAAGGCGGUCAUCCCCGGCGCUGCAGCCUUUGAAAUUAAAGCUAAUGUUGAACUGCAGAAGUUCAAAGACACUGUUAAAGGAAAGGCCCGUCUCGGCAUCCAGGCUUACGCGGAGGCGUUACUCAUCAUUCCCAAAACUCUAGCGAUCAACUCCGGAUACGACGCGCAAGAUACCAUCGUGAAACUGCAAGAGGAGUCGCGCUUGAGCCCCGACCCGGUUGGCUUGGACCUGAGCACCGGCGAGGCCAUCAAGCCUAUGGAUCUUGGAAUUGUUGACAACUACAUUGUCAAGAAGCAGAUCCUGAACUCGUGCUCCGUGAUCGCCAGCAACCUCCUCCUCGUCGACGAGAUCAUGAGAGCUGGCAUGAGCAGCCUCAAGGGAUAGUCGCCAAUUAUUUUUUGUGGUGUAAAAAUAAUGUCUCAAAAUAAUGAUUUCGCUUUAUUGAGAAUAAUUUUAGUUUGUUCAACAAUAUUUUGGUUUAAAUAACAUUGCAUUUAAUGUUACUACAUAUAUUCUUAUACUCUUUCACUUUUGCAUAAAUGCUGUUCACAAGUAUUAAUAUUAAAAAUAAAUAUAACUAACAUUGA